AUCACAUACAGACUUGUUCUCUUUCACCUCUUCGUCUUCUUCUCUCUUUAUUCGCUUUCGUUCUUCCUCUACCUUCCUUGAGUUUUUCCCCUGUGAUCUGAUUAUAUAUAAUGGGUGGAAGUUCGAUUGAUGAUGAUUGGGAGCUUCCAUUUUCUUCCAAUAAUCCUGCUGCUCGCACUGUGGUCUUAGUUGGACGCACUGGGAAUGGAAAAAGUGCAACAGGGAACACCAUUCUGGGCAAAAAAGCCUUCACUUCCAAGCGCAGCUCUAAUGGUGUCACGACCACUUGUGAGCUGAAGACUGCUAUCUUGAGAGAUGGACAGCAAGUUAAUGUUAUAGACACCCCUGGUCUUUUUGAUUAUUCUGCAAACUCAGAGUUUAUUGGCAAAGAAAUUGUCAACUGCAUUAAUUUGGCCAAGGAUGGGAUCCAUGCUGUUGUUCUGGUGUUCUCAACUAGAACUCGCUUCUCAGAAGAAGAGGAGUCUGCAAUCCGUAGCUUGCAAACUCUAUUUGGAAGUAAAAUCUUUAACUACAUGAUUGUUGUCUUUACUGGAGGAGAUGAAUUUGAAGAAAAUGAUGAGACAUUGCAAGAUUAUUUGGGCCGUGAUUGCCCGGAGCCUCUAAAGGAAACCCUUGCUCUUUGUGGAAAUCGUUGUCUGCUUUUUGAUAACAAGACCAAGGAUGAAAGCAAGAGGGUUGAACAAGUGCAGCAGCUUCUCUCGCUUGUAAACUCAGUUAUAGCAAAGAAUGGAGGGAAGCCAUACACGGAUGAACUAUUUGCUGAAGUGAAGAAAGGGGCUAAUAAACUUCGCAAUCAACAAGAAGAGGUUGCUUCCCUCAAGGGGGUAUAUUCAAAACAAGAAAUAUCUAGCUUGUAUGAGAAGAUGAAACUUGCGCAUGAUAUGCAGCUUAAACGAAUCACUGAGAUGGUUGAGUUGAAGAUGAGAGAGACCACCAUGAAGCUUGAACAAAAGUUAGCAGAUGAACAGGCUGCACGGCUUAGAGCAGAGGAGACUGCCCAGGAGGCUCAACAAAGGUCUGCAGAUGAAAUACGAAAGCUUAGAGAAAAUCUAGAAAAAGCCGAGGAGGAGCUUCGCAGAAAAGGCGAAACCAAGUGUGCUAUUCUUUGAUGUAAUGAUUGGUAGGCUCUUUGGCAAGGAGAAUGAUAUUUGUUUAAGGAGUUUGUGGUUGCAACUUUUUGCGACAUUUGGUUAAGGAAGGGCAUGCUAUCCGUGUGUAAUUGUUGAAGAUGCUAGCUUACAGUUGAAAUUUUAAAAUCUAAACAUAUUUCCCCUUUUUAUGAGA
Argentina anserina (silverweed cinquefoil) is the source of this 1305-nucleotide messenger RNA. RefSeq names its product immune-associated nucleotide-binding protein 9. The record is from RefSeq and is a predicted model, not a curated record. Bases 111 to 1130 code for a protein of 339 amino acids. NCBI's taxonomy places the organism in Eukaryota, Viridiplantae, Streptophyta, Magnoliopsida, Rosales, Rosaceae. Gene Ontology annotation, molecular function: GTP binding. The transcript has 6 exons.